UUUCGAAGCUCCGGGGGAAUCUGCCCCGGAAGUUCUUCAUUAAUUAGCGCGAGUUUCUGUAGAUUCAAACUUCCCUGCUGAAUAACCGGAAGAGCCUGGCAAGGCAAGUCAAGUCUGAACUUUGUAGCGAAAAUACAUUACAUUUAUUUGGAAUACGCUUUUAUCCAAAGCGACGUGCAAUAAGUGCAUACCGAAGGUCAUUACAGCUACUACAAAACACAGGUCCACAGAUUUAUCACGCACGUGGGAUCCUUCUCCUCCGAGCGUUACAUUACAUCCAGAUCUACAAACGAUUGAGUUUUUGAUUGAGUAAUUGAUUUACCAACAAAUCAGGUUGGAAGCAACAGCAGCUAACAGAAUUUUAAUUAAGAAGGAAAACCGAAGCAUUCUUCACCUGACUAGAAGUUACAUAUUCUACGCAAGGAGCUGCACUUCUGCACACCUUUGAGCAGCAGUAUGAUGCAGGCAGGAGUCUGUCUGAGACAGGACACUGAGACAACACUACCAGAGCUCACUGAGCAGCACAGGAUCAGACAGAAAGAAGAGGAACUCAGUGGACUGGAGUUAAAGACGGAGUGUGCUGCACCAGGACUCAACACACUGGAGCCAGAGUGUGUUACAGCACACAGUAGGGUCAGUGAUGUAUGUGCCACACAUGUAUCAUUGAUUAGAAUGGAAACUGAUCUGGGCUCCACCCAUAUUGUGAAUCUUAAGACAGAGAGGGUAGAUGGUUCAGAGUUACGGUAUGUGAGCCAUCUGUGUCCUGACCAAAUCAAAACAGAAGCUGAUGAUGGUGGAUACCUGAAAGUAGAACACAUUGGGGACUUACGGUAUAUUAAAUGUGUAGAUAUGAAAUCUGAUGAGAUGAAGUAUGAAUCCAGUGAAUGUUUAGUGAGUGAUGUCAUGAAUGCUGGGAUGAAUGGAGUUGAUGUUGAUCACAAAGUCCAGGCUGAACCAUGGCAAUGUGCUGCAGAGACAAACACAGAAUGUAAAAAAGAAUUUUAUGACCUGUUGACCGAAUCUGGGGAUUUAAAUCAUCACUGUGACAUAAAUAAUGUGAAUAAUCAGUCUAAGAAUGUCAAUUUAAGAGCAAUGAUAAUUGAACCCAUGAUAAUUAAUUCAAGUAAAAAACCAAACCUUUUGAAUUUCUUUCAAAAGGAGACAAUUCAUAGAAAUACACACUUGAAGGUUCAUACAGAUGAAAAGCUGUACCAAUGUUCUUUGUGUGGCCAGUGUUUUUCCCGAACAUCUACUUUAAAUCUCCACCAGAAAAUUCAUACCAGUGAAAAGCCCAACAAAUGUCCUCUUUGUGGGAAGUGCUUUUCCAGAAUAUCUGAAUUAAAUCGCCAUCAGAGAAUUCAUACAGGUGAAAAGCCCUACAAAUGUCCUCUGUGUGGGAAGUCCUUUUCUAGAAGAUGUGAUUUAAAUAGCCACCAGAGAAUUCAUACAGGUGAAAAGCCAUACAAAUGUAGUGAGUGUGGGAAGAGUUUUAAUACAAAAUAUUAUUUAAAGACACACCAGAUAAUUCAUUCAGGUGAAAAGCCCUACAAAUGUAGUGAGUGUGAAAAGUGUUUUAAUACCAAACAUGGUUUUAAUAAACACAAGACAAUUCAUACAGGUAAAAAGCCCUACAAAUGUACAGAGUGUGGGAAGUGUUUUUCCCAAAUAAGUUAUUUAAAUUGCCACAAGGUGAUUCAUACAGGUGAAAAGCCCUACAAAUGUUCUCAGUGUGGGAAGUGUUUUUACAAUAAGUCUAAUUUGAAUGCCCACCAGAGAAUUCAUACAGGCAAAAAGCCCUACAAAUGUUCUCAGUGUGGGAAGUGUUUUUACAGUAAGUCUAAUUUAAAUACCCACCAGAGAAUUCAUACAGGUGAAAAGCCCUACGUAUGUUCUUUGUGUGGGAAGCGUUUUUCCCAAACAUGUAAUUUACAUAUCCACCAGAAAAUGCAUGCUAGGAUAGGCUCCAGCACCUCAUGCGACCCUGCUCAGGAUAAGUGGGUAUAGAUGAUGGAUGGAUGGAUUAAAAGCCUUACAAAUGUACAGAGUGUGGGAAGUGUUUUUCCCAAAGAAAUUCUUUAAAUUUCCACAAGAUGAUUUAUACAGGUGAAAAGCCCUAGAAAUGUGCUUUGUGUGGGAAAUGCUUUUCCGUUCAUAUGUAUUUACUGUGAGAAACACUUUUCCACACUAUCUCAGUUAACUCGGCGUAAGAAAUUUCAUACAGGUGAAAAUACCUACAAAUAUAAUGUGACAAGUGUUUUAAUGCUAAUCUGAUUUAAAUCCACAUCUGAGAAUUCAUACAGUUGAAAUGCGGUGCAAAUGUACUCAGUGUGGAAUUUGCUUUUUUUGCUGCAAAAUAUCCAUCAGAAAAUGCAUACAGGUGAAAAACCCUUCAAAUGAAUUCAGUGUGACAGGUGUUUUUAAUUACCUUAACUGGAUUCAUUCAGAUGAAAAGGCUUAUAGUGGUAUUUUGUGUGGGAAGUGCUUUUCCAGAACAAGCUUUUUAAAAUGCAUGAAGUUAAUUCAAGUGAAAAGCCAUGAACAUGUAUUCAGUGAGGGAACUGAUUUUUCUUUAACAUGUGCUUUGCAUUGCUAAAACACGAUGUUACGGGUGAACAGGCCCGCAAUUAGUGCAGUCAGUGAGGGAAAUGUUUUAAUGCAAAAUAUAAUUCAGAGACUUCACACAGAUGAACAGCCCUGUAAGUGUACACAUAGCAGAAAACAUAACUUUCUGCCGGAGAAUUCGUACAGGUGAAAUUCCCUACAAACAUUUUUUAAUGUGGGAAGUGUUUUUGACAACACAAGCUUUAACUUGCCACAAGGUCUAUAUACAGGUAAAAUGCCCAAUGUAAAAAAAAAAAGAAUUUAUUUCAAUAUCUAUAGGGCCACUAUAGGGUACCGACUCCUCAAAUAAACUUUCAAAUUUAGGAUUUUUACCAGUAAAAAAUUUUCAGGUGGAAAUUUGCACUUGUAAUGAAUUAUUUUUGUGACCUGCCUUCUAUAACAAUCCUUUCCUGCUGUAUAGUAGCACAGUAUAUCAUUGCCCUGUGGUUUUCCUUGGUGAUUGUAUUCUUGAGAGGCAUUUGAAAUACAGCACAAUAGCUGGGGCAAACUGGAAUCCCAUUUUCUUUAAUAACAUGUGUUUGACCAUUUUAUUUUUUAGAAAAAGUAAUUUCCCUUGGAGUCCACUUGCUGAUAUAUUGUGAUGAUGAAACUGACACCAGCGUACCUUGUUUGAACGACACAAUGUGAAAACUCUUUGCAUAUACUGCUGUAAGAAACAUGGUUGUGUGUCUUGCCAACAUGUAUCAUAAAACAUACUUAACGGUAUUGGCUUUUUCAAUUGUUUUACUGCCAAUGUAGAGGCGGUAAUGUGUUAAUGAAUUUAGUUUUAGUUCCUGCUGUACAUUCCUGAACACUUACUGUGUAUGAAUUGUGUAUGAAAUAAAUUUACAUUGUGAAUGUAAACAUACCAUGUUAUGUAAA
Anguilla rostrata (American eel) is the source of this 3483-nucleotide messenger RNA. Its product is annotated as zinc finger protein ZFP2-like. NCBI's taxonomy places the organism in Eukaryota, Metazoa, Chordata, Actinopteri, Anguilliformes, Anguillidae. The transcript is spliced from 3 exons. Bases 457 to 2004 code for a protein of 515 amino acids. Gene Ontology annotation, molecular function: DNA-binding transcription factor activity, RNA polymerase II-specific; RNA polymerase II cis-regulatory region sequence-specific DNA binding. The record is from RefSeq and is a predicted model, not a curated record. Gene Ontology annotation, biological process: regulation of transcription by RNA polymerase II.